Leucoraja erinaceus (little skate) is the source of this 3700-nucleotide messenger RNA. It is a transcript of the gene upf3a, whose product is annotated as UPF3A regulator of nonsense mediated mRNA decay. Gene Ontology annotation, cellular component: cytoplasm; nucleolus. NCBI's taxonomy places the organism in Eukaryota, Metazoa, Chordata, Chondrichthyes, Rajiformes, Rajidae. Gene Ontology annotation, biological process: positive regulation of translation; nuclear-transcribed mRNA catabolic process, nonsense-mediated decay. The coding region runs from base 66 to 1562 and encodes 498 amino acids. Gene Ontology annotation, molecular function: telomeric repeat DNA binding. The transcript has 11 exons. The record is from RefSeq and is a predicted model, not a curated record.
ACUCUCGCGACAAGCGGCGCCUGCGAGGGAGGAGGAAGGGAGGAGGGAGCGGCGCCGCCUGCGGAAUGAAAGAGGAGAAAGAGAACAAGGGGCGAGAGCGACGGGUGGAGAUUCAGUUCCGAGAGCGGGAGGAGGGCGAGAAGCGCAAAGAGAAGGAUGAGAAAAAAGAAGUGCUCACCAAGGUGGUGAUUCGACGUUUACCUCCUAACCUAACCAAAACACAACUAGAAGAACAAUUGCAUCCACUACCAACGCAUGAUUAUUUUGAAUUCUGUGCUGCAGAUGUAAGCCUUUACCCCCACCUAUUCUCCAGAGCGUAUAUCAAUUUUAAAAAUCCUGAUGAUAUAAUUCUGUUCAGAGACCGAUUUGAUGGAUAUAUCUUCAUUGAUAAUAAAGGCCAGGAAUAUCCAGCUGUAGUUGAAUUUGCACCAUUUCAAAAAAUUUCUAAAAGGAAACUGAAGAAGAAAGAUACAAAAUCGGGGAGUAUUGAAGAAGAUCCCGAGUACAAGAAGUUUUUGGAAAGUUACUGUGCAGAUGAAGAAAAAGUUGCAGCUAAUCCAGAGACGUUACUGGGAGAGAUAGAGGCAAAGACCAGAGAACUGAUUGCAGGUACAGACCAAUUCCCAACUCUGGAGAAUGUCUAUAGCCAGGAACUUAAGGGUGUAAACAGAACUUGGAAGCAGCUGCACGGGUACAAGAACACAGCCAGGCGAACCACACCUCUUCUGGAAUAUAUUAAGAACAAGAAGCUGGAAAAGCAGCGAAUUAGAGAGGAAAAAAGAGAAGAAAGAAGGAGACGAGAGUUGGAAAAAAAACGUUUGCGAGAAGAAGAAAAAAGGAAACGUAGAGAGGAAGAAAGACGUAAAAGAAAAGAAGCAGAGAAACAGAAAAAAAUAGCGGAAAAGGAAAGAAAGGAAGAAAUAAAAAUUAAGUUGUUGAAAAAGGCUGAUAAGGAAGAAGAACAGGACUUGGACAAAUGGAAAGAGAAAGCAGAGGAUGGUGAGAUUGAUAAAGGAAAGUGGGAAAAACCAUGCUGUCCAGGAAAACGAUCAGAUAAUACACAAAAGGAUGUCAAAGAUAAACCACCAAACGAUAGUGAUAGGGAACGCAGGGAGAGAGAGCGGGAAAGAAGAUUGAGGGAAAAAGAACGAGAACGAGAGCGACAAAGGCGACGUGAGGAUGACCGCAGAAAGCAAAAAGAGCGUUAUGAUGUAGAAAGGGCUUUCAGAACAAAAGAAGACGAAACAAAAAGAGGGAAGGAGCAUGGACAGGAAAGAGAAAAGAAGGGAGACAGCUUGAACUACAUGUUCAGUACUGAAAAAAUAGACAAACUGGGUAAAGAAGACAAAAAUGAUGACAUGGGAUCUAAAAGGGAACGGAUAAGGAAUAAGGACCGCCCAGCUAUGCAGUUGUACCAACCUGGAGCACGGUGCCGAACCCGUUUGGGAUCUGGUGGAAGAGCAUAUGACUGCUGCAGUAAAUCCUCUGAAGAUAGCACAGAAAGAAAGUAUGAAGAUGACAGUUCUGUUGGAGCCUGUUCCGAGAAGAGUUGUGAAGAAUGAAAGAGCCUCAGUUAUGUGAUCAGAGGAGAAGUACUUUUAUUACUGCAUUGAAUCAAACAGAUGGCAUCACAAUGUAAAAAGCCUUCAUAGCACUGAUUUUUCAUUUAAUCUGCUAUUAAUAAAAAUUCUGUGAUUUUAUUUGUAAUUUGACUAGUUAACCUAGUUUAAAGUAGUAAAUGACAGGUUGAAUUUAUUGCAAAUGAAAUCUAUAAAGCAAACCAAAUUAAGUAUCGGACCAGUUGCACGAGGAAGCAUUCUGCUUUACUGGGAGUAAAAUUGGUAGGUAGAUGCACCAAUCAUUUUGAAUACAAUUAUUGGAUGGGGUGCAGGAUGAAUGUUGAGCUUUGGUUAUUAAUACAAUAUUGACAAUUUAUAAACAACAACAGAUAUUGUGAUUUUAUAGAAGUUGCAUGUAUGUGAUUAGGAUGCCCAUGGUUUUAAAACCAGUGUGGAAUGAUAAAUUCAGUUAAGCAAUCAGAUUAUUUUUCAAUACACAUUACCCUGUGAACAGGAAGAGUGGUGUUGUUAUUUUGAGUUUGAUGUGAAAUGGUUUUAAGUGUUCAUUAAUACUGAAGUGACGGUAUGACUCAUUGUAGAUCCAAAUCAUCUGGAUCUGAAGUAUUCUGAAGCCAGGAAAUUGAACACUGCCCCAUGAUGCCAAUUUGUACUGGUUUAUCACAUUUGUUGCAUUAUAAUUAUCUUUUACUCCUUAGGUAGUUCCUCGGGAUAAAGGACAACUUGUUUCCAUUCCGACUUUGCAGAUUCUGUAGCGACUAAUGUGGAGGCUGCAGAAUUCCAUAGUUGGACAGGAGGUGGCUGGCGGGUCAAGUGGGUGGGUAGCUUGUGAAGUAGUGUGCCCAUUCUGCCACUUACAUGGGGUUACUGUGUCCUCCCAAUGCAUGACCUCAAACAUCUCAGUGCCAUCCUGACCUCUCCCCUUUGAACAAUCCUGAGCCAGAAGUUCUUGGAUGUCAAUGAGGAUGUUGCGCCUCUUUUUUGCCUCCACCACAGUGAGGAGGUGUUUGGAGGACUCACUGUGGUAGAUGUUAAUUUGUGUUUGUUGUUGUUUAUUAUUGUAUUAUUAUAUGUAUGACUACCGGCACGAAAUUUCGUUCAGACCGUAAGGUCUGAAUGACAAUAAAGGUAAUUCUAUUCUAUUCAAAUAAACUUUUGAGCACACACUUAAAUAUUAGUUACAUUUAUGUAAAACAGCAUUUUAAAAGGAGCAUAGGCAGUCCAAAAUGUAAUACAUUCGCUAGUGAAUACAAGAAACUGCAGAUGCUGGUUUACAAAAGAGACAAAGUGUUGGAGUAACUGAUCUGCCAAUUUACUCCAGCAUUUUGUGUUUUUAUACAUAAUAUGAUAACUGUCUCAGCAUGAAUACCAAGAGCUUUUUGCAACUGACCUCAUGGUUUCACAUUUGUCAGCAUAACUAACAUAACAACUGAGCAUUAACUUUACAAAAUAUCCAUCGGACACCAAUUGUUGCAACAUAUUUCCAUUUUAGAAUUUACAACCAACUUUAAAUCUUUGCAUAGAUAUCAGGUCAAAAGAUGGAAUAGCUUUUAACUCAUAAAUAAUGCAAAUUUUCAAUAUCCUGUUCCAGUGCAAAUUGAAAUAAAUACAUCUGCAAAGCACAAGCUUUAUCAUACAUAUGCAUGUUUAAUAUUUAGCAAUACUUAAGCAUGGAUGGAAAUUGUGGGAGAAAGAAUAGUUGAAAUUUUAAUUUUGGUGGGAUAUUAUUGUGUUACAUUGUUCCACAGUUACCUUUAAGUAUCACAGAAAAUUCUUGUGCCAUAACACUGAGCCUCAUUUACUGCAUGUUGAAUUUCUAAUACCUAGAUUUCAUCUCAGAAUAUGGAAUUUGUAUAAUGAACUUAGAAACAUUUAAAACUUUAAUACUAUUUUAAUAUCCAAUCAUCUAUUCCUCCAUUGCUUUUGUAACACAAUAGCAAUGCAAUCUAUAUAUGGUAUGGUUUCAGUAAUUUAUAAUUGAACAGCUAUUAUUGCAUAGCUGUUGAAAGAUAUGUAAGUGUUUCAUAAAUUAUUUGAUCCAUUAUGGACUUUUACUUUGUUAUUGUUGGAUCAAAUGAAAAUAAGUGUGUGUGUGUAAUGUUAUUAAAUGGCAUGACAUUGAA